UUGAGCUUUAUUGAGGAGAAGGCAGUCAUGAUGCUGGGCGUUAAAGAAGAUCUGAAAAAGCUGCUGAGGACAAUGGUAAGGAUCCAAAAAGUUUUGGAAGAUGCUGAGAGGAGAAAGCUGGAAGACUCUUCCAUUAACAACUGGGUCAACGAGCUCAAGGAUGUCAUGUAUGAUGCAGAAGACAUUAUAGAUCUCUCUUUAAUCGAGGGCUCCCAGUUGCUGGAUAAAAAUCCUUCUUCCUCUUCAAAUCCUUCCUGCAACUUCUCUUGUUUCUCUUGUUUUCUGUGUGCUCCACAUCGCUAUGAGAUUGGUGAAAGGAUUAAUAGCAUCAAUAGUAGACUUGAAGAGAUUUACAAAGACAGAUUACAGUUCAACUUAGACCAUCAGAACACAAAAACAAAUAUUACAACGGUGAAUAGUCAUCAGACUUCUCCGUUAAUUGCUGAACUUGAAGUAGUUGGACGAGAGAUUGAAGAUGCAACCAAAGAUAUGAUUAAGUCAAUGAUUAGAGGAGAAGUGAGGAAAUUUAGCGUUUUUGCAAUUACAGGCAUGGGAGGGAUAGGGAAGACAACUUUAGCUCAGAAAAUUUUCAACCACAAGAAGGUUCAAACUAAGUUCCAGAUCAAAUUAUGGGUCUGUGUCUCACAAAAUUACAAUGAGAUUGAUUUGCUGAAACAAGUUAUAAGAGGAGCUAUGGCAAGCUAUGGAGAUGCAAAUACUAAAGCCGAGCUUGAGCCUUUACUUAGAUCAGCUGUCUCCGGGAAGAGUGUUUUUCUUGUACUUGAUGAUGUAUGGAGAGCUGAUGUGUGGAUUGAUUUGCUUCGAAGCCCACUUCAUAGUGCGCUGAUUGAUUCUUUGAUCCUAAUCACAAGCAGAGAUGAAAAUGUUGCCAAGCAAAUGGGGAGCGUGUACAUUCACCAUGUCAUUCAACUACCAGUUGAGACUGGAUGGGAGAUGCUUACAAGAAGGCUUGUAAUGAUUGGUGGAAGAGAGGAAGAUAUUUAUAAGUUAAGGGAAUUAGGCAUUCAAAUCGUUGAAAAAUGUCAUGGUGUUCCUCUUGCAAUCAAGGCCAUGGCAGGGGUUCUUGCAAAGAAAGAGCCAAUUGCUAAAGAGUGGAUGAAGAUUCUAAACAAUAAUGCAUGGAACAUGAACAAGCUUCCAGAAGAGAUCAGGGGUGCCUUAUACCUCAGCUAUGAUGACCUGCCGUCGCCCCUGAAGCAAUGCUUUCAUUAUUGCUCACUGUUCCCUGAGGAUUGGAUAUUAUUCCGUGAAGAUCUUGUUAGACUGUGGGUGGCCGAAGGGUUCAUAAAAGAAGAAGGAGAUUCUUUAAUGGAAGAUACAGCAAAGGAAUACUAUCACGAAUUAACUAGGAGAAACCUACUGCAGCUGAAUCCUCUAAACUAUGAUGGCAAUUCAUGCAAAAUGCAUGAUUUGUUUCGAGCUCUUGCUCAGUUCCUAUCCCGUGAUGAAAGUUUUAGCGGAAAUGUUACAGAGAAAAGCACCAUAUCAUUGACAAAGCUAAGACGGUUAGCAUUAACAGGGCAAGGAAAUGCUAUGAUCGUUCUUGAUGCAAUAACUGAGCCGAAAUGUUUGAGAACUCUGUUCAUUUUCAGUGGAUUUCAAGCUCUUGAUUUUAACCAGUUGGCAAGAUUUUUGCACCUUCGAGUUCUGGAUCUUACAGAAAACGAGAUAGAAAGCAUUCCUAAUUUCAUUAGAGAUUUGAUUCAUUUGAGACACCUUGAUCUUGACAGAUCACAUGUAAGACACUUGCCUGAAUCCAUUGGGCGCCUAUCAAACCUACAAUUUCUGAGUCUUUGCGGAUGUAAAUAUUUAACACAUUUGCCACAAAGUAUUACCCAGCUACAAAAUCUAAGGCGAUUGGCUCUUUUAGAUACGCCACUUAGUUUCAUACCCAAAGGUAUAGAGAGACUGAAGCAGCUCAAUGGACUAAAAGGUUUUGUCGUGGGUGAUGACAGUAUCAGUGAUCUGGUUGGAGGAGAACAGAUAAUAAUGCAUAGUAGAUUGAAGGACCUGAGCUCACUUUCCAAUCUCAGCAUCCUGAAUGUAUACAAUCUUGAAAGGGCUCGAUCAGGCUCUUUAGUUCUCCGAGAACUUUCUCGACUCAAGGAACUACAGCUUUCAUGUAGUCCUGUCCAUUGUAAUGACGAAAACAACAGUGAAAAGGAAAUUGUUUUGAUUGAAAAGCUCUUUGAGGAAUUAGUCCCUCCUAAGUCUCUGGAAGAACUCUACAUCAAAUGCUACUUUGGCAAUAGCUAUCCGAAGUGGAUGAUGUCGCUGUCCCUUGGAUCAUAUCUCCCUUAUUUAUCAAUCUUGGAUCUUGUGGACAACAUAUCAAGCCAUCUUCUUCCUCCAUUGGGUCAAUUGCCCAGUUUGAGAAUACUUUAUAUUGCUGGUGGAAAUGCAGUCAAGAGCAUUGGACCAGAAUUUCUUGGUGGAGGUGUAGUAGCAGCAAGGUCUGAGAACAAAAUAGCUUUCCCUUUGCUCCAACUACUCACAAUCCAUCGCAUGGAGAAUCUGCAUGAAUGUUUCUUUUCUUAUGAUGAAGACAAUGAUGGUUCACAGAAACUAGUGCUCUUUCCUCGCUUACAUGAACUUAUCAUUGUGGACUGUCCUAAGCUGAGAUCACUUCCUGGUGAACUAGGUAGAACUGGUUUGAAAAAGCUUUUUGUUACAGGAGCUAGUAGUCUCAAGGAACUUGAAAAUCUCACGCAGUUAUCUGAAUGGAUUGACCUGCAUGAAAACCAAAGCUUGGAAAGGAUCUCUAAUCUUCCUUUACUGAAAUGCCUUACAGUGAGAGGGUGCUACGCUUUAAAAUGUGUGGAGAGUUUGGACGGGUUGCAGCAGCUGGAACUCGUUGAUGACUCCAUGGAUUGUCUACCAGAGUGGUUACUAAGGUUAAUUGAAGAGCUGCUAAGAGGAAGAGAAGCUCAGGAUGAUGGAGACGAUUUCCUGCUUCAGUUAUGGUGCAAUGAAAGGUUGCUUAGAAGAUGUCAGAGAGGAGGGGAAGAUUGGGCUUUCAUCCAACACAUUCCACGGAUGAACGCCUACAUUAAACAGGGAGAAGGAUAUCUGCGAUUCGUCAAGCUACCUUUCUGCUAUGAGACAAACAUUUGAGCUCUAUAACAAUUCGUCAAACAGGGAGAAUAAUAUAAGGAUAA
This is a messenger RNA of Dendrobium catenatum, 3179 nucleotides long. RefSeq names its product putative disease resistance protein RGA3. Gene Ontology annotation, molecular function: protein binding; ADP binding. The coding region runs from base 28 to 3135 and encodes 1035 amino acids. Gene Ontology annotation, biological process: defense response to other organism. The transcript has a single exon. NCBI's taxonomy places the organism in Eukaryota, Viridiplantae, Streptophyta, Magnoliopsida, Asparagales, Orchidaceae. The record is from RefSeq and is a predicted model, not a curated record.